AUGAUUGAAGUAACGAUUGCUGUGGCUGAAUUUUGCAGCAAUCUUUCAAAACUAACAUUAAACUAUUCCGACAUCCUCGAAAUGUAUGCUGAUGUCGUUGCUUCCAGUCUAGAGCUUAGCGAAAAUUCAGAUGAAAUUAUUGAUACAGCUCCUCCAUUUAAACCUAUUGAAUUGAGCGAUAGUUCAGAUGAAGAGAUCAUAAUACCUAAAAAAUACAGUAAAAAAGCAAAUUCAGAAAAUGAAUCUCCAAAGCGAGCUUCAACAAGAAAAUCAGUCAUUCCAUGGACUUCUGAAGAGGAAGAGGCAUUGAUUAGAGGCAUUAAAAAGUACGGUUUAGGAAUGUGGUCAAAAAUUCAUGAUAAAUACAGCGAUAUCUUCUCAGUCAAUGGAAGAACUACUACAGGUCUAUCUAGAAAAUGGUCUCGACUGAAAUCACAGCCAGAAUAUCAAGAUCUGGCCAAUAAUUUGCCAACAAAAUCAAAGAAAUCUUCAAAAACGGUCCAAGGACAGAAUUCUAUAUCAACAUACUUCCCGACUAAUGAAGAUUCGAAAAAAUAG
This is a messenger RNA of Trichomonas vaginalis G3, 558 nucleotides long. Its product is annotated as SANT/myb-like telomere repeat binding factor-like DNA-binding domain-containing protein. The record is from RefSeq and is a predicted model, not a curated record. Lineage: Eukaryota; Parabasalia; Trichomonadida; Trichomonadidae. The transcript has a single exon. The coding region runs from base 1 to 558 and encodes 185 amino acids.